Messenger RNA from Argiope bruennichi, 2180 nucleotides. Its product is annotated as nibrin-like. The transcript has 16 exons. NCBI's taxonomy places the organism in Eukaryota, Metazoa, Arthropoda, Arachnida, Araneae, Araneidae. Gene Ontology annotation, molecular function: damaged DNA binding; protein binding. Gene Ontology annotation, biological process: double-strand break repair via homologous recombination; mitotic G2 DNA damage checkpoint signaling. Gene Ontology annotation, cellular component: Mre11 complex. The coding region runs from base 95 to 1948 and encodes 617 amino acids. The record is from RefSeq and is a predicted model, not a curated record.
GUGAAACCAGCUUCAGGUUGUUAUUAUUUUCAAUUUGAUCGCAGCGCGCAUUGAUUUUAAAAUGUUACAUUUUGGUUGAACUGACAUAAAUAAAAUGUGGAAAUUGAAGCAUACAAAGAAAGAACAUUUGGAGAAUUAUGUAUUUGUUGCUGAAGAAUUUGUUGUUGGCCGUAAAGAUGCAACAUUGUUAAUUGCCAAUGAUCCAUCUGUAAGCAGACGUCACGCUGUUCUUUUUAUUAAGCAUCCAGAAGGAAAUUUGAGCGAUCCAUCUAAGAAAUCUUCCUUAUUUUUGAGAGAUGAAGGAUCGAAAUAUGGGACAUUUAAAAAUGGUAUACGAAUAACUUCAGAAAUGGAACUCCAAAAUAAGGAUGUUGUUAAGUUUGGCCAAUUUGAAAGUGAAUUUAGAAUUUAUAAUCUUCCUUUGGUAGUUACAACGUCUUGCUUGGAAAUUUCUGCCAAGAAAGAUCUUCGAAAAACUGUUCAUUUUCUUGGUGGUAACCUCAUUUCAGAAUGGCAGCCUUCCUGUACGCAUCUUGUAAUGACUGAAGUCAAAGUAACUGUGAAAGCUCUAUGUUGCUUAGUUUCUGCUAAACCAAUUGUGAAACCUGAAUAUUUUCAAGAGCUGCAUCAAAGCUUGAAAAAUUCUGCAGCAUUUUUGUCCCCAAAACAAUUUGUACCACCUAUUGGAGAAGCUCUCAUAGAUAAGGAUGUGGUUUCAUUUAAUGUAAAUCUUCAGAGGAAAACUAUCUUCAAAGAUAAAACAUUUUUCUUUCUAGAUGAAAAGCAGUUUAAGAAAUUGCACUUAGGUAUCAUACUUGGAGGUGGAAAUGCUUCCAUAUUAAGUACAGAUAAAAUAACUCCUGAAAUACUCUUAAGAAAUGGAUGUUGUAUUAUUGAGCCAACACAGCAAAACCAAGAAUUCGGCAGUAUGUUAUCAUCAGUGAAAGCUAUUUUACAGAAAAAAGAAUAUAGAUUGAUUCCUGAAUCAGAUAUUGGUUUAUCUGUUGCAUAUUGUUCUACAGAUAAGUUCUGUAAUCCACAAUUCAAUAUGGUUGAAACUCUUUUAAGUCAAAAAAUGCAGUCUCAGACUUUGACACAAAGAGAAGUAUAUGUUCCUGACACUCAAGAAAGAACUACUAGGAUUGAAAACAAAUCAAGAAAUCCAGUGUCGGAUGCCCUCAGUAGUCUACAUCUUUCAUCAUUCCAAAAUGAUCCUGUUGAAAAUAUGGAAAUUUCUGAAAUACCUUUAUCUGCAGAAAUAAAACAAGAAUUAGAUGAUAUUUUUGAAGAGCCAUUAGAGAGUAAAAAUGAGGCGCCAUCAAAAAUGGAUAGCUUAGCUAGUACAUUGCCUCUUCCAACACCUGACAGACUUUCUAAACAAGAGAAAAAGAAUACUGAAAAUUAUAAUUCUUUGUCUAAAACAAGACCUUUAAGAGGAAGACGUACUACAUCUCAUGAAAAUGAAAAUCUGGUACCAAAUAAAAUACUUAAACAAGAAAAUGAAAUGAUGCCAGAACAUGAGAUUGAUUCUCCCUUAAAACGAAAUGGAAUUGCUUCUUCAAAUGAAAUCAAACACAGCACAAAUUUCAAUUCAUCUCCUGAAAUGAAACAAGAAAUUCCUCUUACAUCGAUCCAAACUAAUGGAUUCCAUAUGGAUGAAGUCAAUUUACCACGGAAUCUUGCUAAGGUUCAGUUUGCUUCAUUGAUUCGCAGAAAACCUACACCUGUUAUUGAAUGCAGCAGAAAUUCAACAGUAAAAAAUUUCAAGAAAUUUAAAAAAGUACAACCCAAGAAGAGCCAAACUUUGCCACGCAUUAUUGGUUCUCAUGAGCUUGUUGCCUAUGACAAAGUUGCUGCUGAAAUAUCUGCUGCAAACUGGGAUGAACCUGAUGAACCCUUAGAACAAGAAGAAGAGUCACAACCAGUUAAAGGAGAAUUUGAUUGGUAGCUUCCUUUUUGGAGAAUUAUUCCUUCCAUAUGCUUCAAUAAUGAAAUGCCUCUGUGAACCACAAAUUUUUCUUUCUCUCUUCAAGACAUGGUUGUAACAUGCAAGACCUCUGAUAGAUUAUAUAAUAAUAUGAAAAUUAGUUUGUGAAUUUUUAUUAUUUAUUCAUUAAAAAUAUAAUAAUUAUGCAGAAAAUUUUCAAUUCCAAAAUGUAUAGCUUAUUUUGUACAAAUGA